Messenger RNA from Hippocampus zosterae (dwarf seahorse), 2042 nucleotides. It is a transcript of the gene gpr37l1b, whose product is annotated as G protein-coupled receptor 37 like 1b. Gene Ontology annotation, biological process: adenylate cyclase-inhibiting G protein-coupled receptor signaling pathway; positive regulation of MAPK cascade. Gene Ontology annotation, molecular function: G protein-coupled peptide receptor activity. The record is from RefSeq and is a predicted model, not a curated record. The coding region runs from base 260 to 1648 and encodes 462 amino acids. Gene Ontology annotation, cellular component: signaling receptor complex; plasma membrane. The transcript is spliced from 4 exons. Lineage: Eukaryota; Metazoa; Chordata; Actinopteri; Syngnathiformes; Syngnathidae.
CCUGCAAGACUUUCAUUCACUCUGCCGCGUUCGUCCCAGAAAGGAACAGCCCAACCACGGGCCGUUGGCCCCUCCCCACUCUAACCACCACCACCACCACGACCACCAACAUCAUAAUCAUAAUCCUUCCUCCAUCUAUCUCGAGCACAGAUGGCAUGUUGAGGUCCAAUUGUGAACACAUGAGGAUCUAAAAACAAGAACCCCAUUUGGAAAGUUAACUUUGGAACUUCCUGCUUGGACUCUCUUUGGAUCAUCCACCAUGGCACAAUCUGCCACAUUGGUUCUGGCUCUAUCUCUGUGCCAGAUGUUUGCGGCGAACACAGUACUCAAUGAGCCCACUGAGGGCCCGGAUGUAUACCUGGAGCAGCACCCACGCCUGGCUCGCGGGGCGGACAAGGAGGAGCAGCAGUCUACCUCUGGCCAGUACUUUGAGAAAGACUCUGUGACGUUGCCGCAAGUCACCCAACUCUCCAACAUGUCAGAUCCAGAGGAUGCCUCUUGGGACCACUCCCCGGGACACUUCAAUCCUUUCUACCCACUGAGGCAAGGUUCCUUCACUGCCUAUACGACCGUGCUGGCAGCUGGCCUGCUGCUGGCAGUGGGUGUGGUGGGCAACAUGGCAGUCAUGUGUAUUGUGUGGAACAACUUCUAUAUGAGGUCAGCUUGGAACUACCUACUGGCCAGCGUUGCAUUCUGGGACUUCCUGAUGUUGCUGUUCUGCCUCCCUGUCGAGCUUGUCAACUGGCUGUCACACCGGCGCAUCCUGCCCGACAUCACCUGCCGAUUGGUGCCCUACAUGGAGGUGGUGUCUCUGGGUGUCACUUCCUUCACACUGUGUGUUCUGGGCAUCGACCGUUUCCACGCCGCCACCAGCUCGUCACAACGAAAGACACGGCGAGUGGAGCGCUGUCGCUCGGUACUGGUCAAGUUGGCCGUGGUAUGGGUCGCCGCUGUGCUGCUGGCCAGUCCUGAGCUCUUCUUAUGGCACGUCACAAGGACUGCCCACACCACCGCUGUCGACUCCUGUUCCAUCAGCGUCUCCUCCCCACCUUCCUUGCUCCUACCCGACUCCCUGCACUCGCUCCUGCACAGAUACCACCAGGCUCGCAUGUGGUGGACUUUUGGCUGUUACUUGUGCCUGCCCGUCCUCUUCACUGUCCUCUGCCAAAUGGCGACCCGCAACGUCCACAGUGACUCCAGCUCCACCUACAAGCAGCGGAGCCAUGACGACAUGUCCUCCAAUCACAAGCGACAUCAUCAGAAGGCGCAGGAGCAGCAGCUCAACUGCACAUUGUUAGCACUAGCGCUGGUGUACACCAUCUGUGCUCUGCCUGAACACAUAUGUAACAUCACGCUGGCGUACACCCACGUCACCAUCUCUGUGGACACGGCGGCCACGCUUGCGUUCUUACAUCACUUUCUAUUGUUCCUCAAGUCCUCCAUCACUCCUGUGGUACUGUUGUUUUUAUGUAAGGCGUUGGGUCGGGUUUUCGUGGACUGCUGCUGCUGCUGCUGUCGAGCAUGUCAGGAGAACUUGGUUGAAGGUUCUCCCGGGUCUGCUCACCUCCCGCUGAAGGCAACCAAAGAAGCAGCAAACUUCUUCGACAAAACAAAAGACGCGUCGCCUAUCUUGUCCAUCUCCAGUUAGAGAAUAUACUGCUCCUGCUUCAUUCUUUUCUCAUUACGUCCUGCAUCCUACUUUUUCACAUUCUGCUCUAUGGUCUCUCUAUAUCCUGCCUUUACUUCUUGUCUUCUUCUUCUCUGAAUUGUCAUCUGUAAUCACGAUAGAGACUGGUAGAACAUUUGGGAAGAGGUUUGACAAGGCCACAAAAAAGAAAAAAAAAACUCACUGUAUGGCACAGAUGCAUAAAGAUGAUGUUUAAGUAGCAGUUCCAAAUAAUUGUGUUAAUGUUGAAUGUGAAAAGAAAAAUUAAUCUUGUCAAGGUAGCUGAAUUUGAAUUGACACAAUUUAUUCUCUGCCAUGAUUUUCGUUUGUUGAUUUUUUUUUUAUGUAAAAAAUGUCAAUUAACAAUCUUUAGAAG